This is a messenger RNA of Theileria orientalis strain Shintoku, 444 nucleotides long. RefSeq lists its product as hypothetical. NCBI's taxonomy places the organism in Eukaryota, Apicomplexa, Aconoidasida, Piroplasmida, Theileriidae. The coding region runs from base 1 to 444 and encodes 147 amino acids. The transcript has 4 exons. The record is from RefSeq and is a predicted model, not a curated record.
AUGUCAGUGAAAACGUCCUGCAACAACGUAUUCAGCCUGUUCAACUCCUGCUGUGCGUCAGGAAAUACAACAAAACAAGAAGGAACAGAAGAGGAUUUUGAUGAACAAAAUUUUAAACAAAAAUUAGAACAAAAUUUGGACGUAAUAGUAUUGCUUGAGGAUGGAACAAAAUUAUCUUGUACACUACACGUAAACUGUGAAACGAGUUUAGUUAGAAUAGCCUGCGAUAAACAGGUCAGAGAAAUAGAUUUCGGAUCCGUAAAAAAGAUUCUUCACACCAAAGAUGAGUUGAGCAGAAUCCAGACGAACGGAAACACGAUGAAUUUCAACACUACUGUGGCGUUCCAUUUACUUGAAAAUGGAAACUGUAUCCCAGUUAGUUUCAGCAACACCCACGAGAAAAAAAUGUUUUUAAAUAUUCUGGGUCCAUUUAUUCCAACUUAA